AUGGCAGGCGUUGCUUCCCUCCUUCACCUCUUGCUGCUUGGAGCAGUACUUCUCCACAGCUGUAUCCCUGCACAGAGGACCCAAGUCCGUCGUCAUAAUGUGAGAGUCAAGAUCAACGCCACUGAGGACACAAUCAUCAUGAAGUUUGUGCGACCGAGUCCCGACUUGAAGCUGGAAGGUUACAUUCUGGGUUAUGGCAGCAGCGUCUCUUCCAGACAGUUCAUCGCAUUGCCCGAAAAUGGCGUACCCUACCAGGCCGAGAUGGAGGCAGAACCAAAGUACCUGGUGGCCGUGCAGCCUAUCCUUCCCAACGACGUGACCAAACACUGUACAGGAAAGGUGAACUUGGAUGAGCCACUCAAUCUGGUGAUUGGUCCAGUCAGCCCAACAGCAGUGCUGCUGUCCUGGGGAAAUCAUCUGAAAAGUUCCUAUGACAGAGACAUCCUCGAUGAUUGCCUGGAGGACGGUUACUACACCAUCCGCUACAGAGAGCGAAAUAGGAAGUGGAUCUACCAGACAUGCCCGACAAGAGACACAGUCAUCGACAACCUCACCCCUGACACGCCUUAUGAGUUUGGUGUCCGAUCCAACAAGGAUGACCGCACUGGUGGCUGGAGUAAAGCGAUGAUCCACAGUACUAAACUGGCAGGAUCUCUCAAUAAGAAAACAAACCUGCUCGGAAAGCCAAAUCAAUCUGAAAAGAAUAGCAACCAGAAACACACGGACAAAUUGGCAGUCCUCAAGCCCAAAGUCCCAGCCACCACUGUCAAACCAACCACUGCCAGGCCAGUCAAGUACGAACGAAAAUACAUGACAACUAUGUCACCCACAACCGCAGCCCCUCCGCACAAAUCAUGGGAAGACUCCGACUUGUUUCAGUCGCAGCCAGCUUCAGACGUUGACGCCAUGGGCAAAAAGCGUUACGUUGCACCUCACGUCAUCUACCAAACGGGCAAGAAAGCAGACGAGCCGUGUUCUAUUACUUCGUCCUUGAACUUCUUCCCUGAGGAUGUACGCAGGGACGCCAAUGUGACGACUGCACCCAAGUUGCCACCCACAAACCUUACUGUGUUUACGGUGGAGGGAUGUCCUUCCUUCAUCAUUCUGGACUGGGAGAAGACAAACAAUGAAACUACAGAGUAUGAAGUCAUCUCAACCACCAAUGGACCUGACGGUGAGAAAGUUUCCAUUUUGACCACCGACCAGACGCAUACAGCAGUGGAAAACCUCAAACCUGAAAGCAGUUAUGAGUUUAAGGUGACACCAAAGAAUGACUUAGGUGCAGGCCCAUCCAGUGAACCUGUGUCUUUCAACACCGAGUCAGCGGACCCAAGAGUGAGUGAGAACGUUUCAGGAAAGGAUGCCCUCUGGACGCAAUUCCCCUUUAAGGCAGACUCAUACUCCAAUUGUAACGGGAAACAAUACGUCAAGAGAACAUGGUACCGCAAGUUUGUAGGAGUCCAGCUGUGCAAUUCGCUCAGAUACAAGAUCUACUUAAGUGAUUCGCUACAUGGCCAGUUCUACAACAUUGGAGAUGAAAGCGGCUUUGGGGAGGACCACUGCCAGUUUGUCGAUUCCUUCUUGGACGGAAAAACUGGACGACAAGUGAAUGCUGCCCAGCUACCAUCUAGAUCUGGUUUUUAUCGAGCAGUUCGACAGGAGCCCGUACAAUUUGGCCCAAUGGGUGGACAUUCUCACGUCACCUAUGUAUCUUGGUAUGAGUGUGGAACUCCCAUCCCAGGAAAGUGGUAA
Nerophis lumbriciformis (worm pipefish) is the source of this 1752-nucleotide messenger RNA. The record is from RefSeq and is a predicted model, not a curated record. NCBI's taxonomy places the organism in Eukaryota, Metazoa, Chordata, Actinopteri, Syngnathiformes, Syngnathidae.